Molecule: messenger RNA, 525 nt
Organism: Plasmodium cynomolgi strain B
Lineage: Eukaryota; Apicomplexa; Aconoidasida; Haemosporida; Plasmodiidae
Exons: 2
Coding region: 1-525 (174 amino acids)
Source: RefSeq, a predicted model, not a curated record
AUGCGAAGUAAUGGUAUUAACAACAAUUACCAUAACGAUUUGAGCAUAUUUGCAGAAAGAAGUGACAAUAAAGGAUGUACAGGUGACAUCGAGCAGAGGCUAAUAAAUGGAGAGAAGUUCCUAAGUCAAAAUUAUCAAUGUGAGAAGCCAGAAAAUUUUAAAGAUUAUAUAAGCUUAAAAACGAACCAGUUUAGGGAGUACAUAAUGCACCUCUUCAAAUCGAAUAAUGGCGUUGCGUCCAAUGAUUUCUACAAAGUACUUUUUGACUGCGCCAAGGUGUCAUCGGCAAAACCGUAUUUAAUAGAUAUAUGUGUAAAUAAAUAUUUGAAAAAACAUAACAUUGACUUUUCUCCGACAUGCUUGAGCUGCUUUUCCUCCUUCAUCGGAUGCUCCUUUAUUUCGUGCAACAAACAGUGCGCAAAGGACCAGUGCAAUGACGAUUGCAAAGCGUGCAGCGAGAAAAACUGCUUCAGAACUUUGUUAAACUGUACCAAGCUGGACGCCUUGCCCGACCCGUGUAAGUAG